Amoebophrya sp. A25 is the source of this 8753-nucleotide messenger RNA. The record is from the annotation of a GenBank genome assembly. Lineage: Eukaryota; Dinophyceae; Syndiniales; Amoebophryaceae.
CUUGAGACGGGCUGGGUCCAAAUAUGUUGAAAUGCACGGACGUACUGGUCCUUUCGAAGAAUAGGAGAGCGCCCUUCAUGUUGAUAAUGUCUGUUAUCUGACUUAUAGGAGGUGGAACAGUUCUUCGCCAAAGAAAUGUUUUAAGUACAGGAUAAAGAGUAGCGAGUGAGAGAACGAGCGAGACAAGAAGAUGUCAACGCGGCGGGGGCCGCAACAAGCUGCCGCACGAGCAGACGUCCCGCCUCCACGACGUCUCAUCCUCGCGACCGGGGGACAGAAUGCGGGUUUCGUCCAAAAGGCGGCACAACAGUUCCAACCACACCGUGCCCCUAGCGGGUCACCGCAGAACGACUUGGACGUCACGCAAUUGGGGCCAGCAUCUCUGGAGUCACCACCAGCGACUGGUGCUAGUGAUGGUGUGCGUCAUUAUUUUCCAGCCUACGGAGGUGCAGCAGGAACAGGCAGGAGCACACAAGCACCAACUGGGUUCAAUAUAGCUGCGAGUCAUCUGAUGCCUUCUAGAAGACAUGGAGCUCCAACGAGUGUUGUGGCGGAAAUGCAGCAAAAAGUAGAAGGCGUGCUGACGCUGCAGGGUCGCUCUUCCGGACCACAACAGGUCGGCGCCGUGGUAAACCAGUCGUACAAACCCCACUUUCGACGAAACGACGGCGCCACCGCUCCUCCAACGUCAUUGCCGUGUGCAAACGCACAACAACCACGACGCAGCGCCGAGCAAGACGACGCGAAAAGUAGGAUGGGCAAAGCAUAUUAUGCGCAUACCGGAUCGUCGAACCAAGAGAGGGCGCAACACUCAGAGCAGACUAGUGACGAUGUACCUGCGCAAAAUAUUGCUGCAACUGCAACGAAACAUGAAGGUUAUAAGCACCGCAGCUCGCUUGCAGCUCUGCGCGAAGAGCGUAUCGUAAGUUCGAGACAGGAAUCCUUACGCCAGGAUCCGAACAAUCGAAAAAUGUCGACAGAGCAGCAAUUUGCUAGCUGGCACGGCAAUUCAACAGCAUCUUCAUCGAGCACUGGCGGUAACAAUAUGCAGGGUUCUCAUCAUGUCGGUGGAGGAGUGAGCUCCGAAAAUCUUUUAGUACUAUCCGCAAAAGAGAUUGCUAGCAAUGCCGCCGCACAUGGUCAUGCACGACGAAGGGCGGACCACGCGACUUCUGGGAGUGAAAAAAUUAGAGAUGUGCACGCAAAGUACAACCCGAUUUCCGCAAGAACAGCUGCGGCAAUCGAGACAAGUGGUGUCGACGAAGGUCGUAAGCGGCGACCUAGAAACGAAAUGGAAAAAGGCACUGCUGCUUCGUUGAGAUCGAAAAGCGUUCGUGCUGCACUAGCUCGAGGAAAACCAAGCGCGAAGGCAGCGUCUGGUGGAGUGAGCAUGGAGCACACCGCGAGCAGCAGUUCUUCGCUCCGCCGCUCAGACGGGCGCGCCUCUCCGAGUAUGCGACCUGACAAGCAGUUAGACGACAGGCCAAGUCCACCAGGUGCAGCUGCUGUUUCCGCAGAGAAUAUCGCCGAAACGCACUUGAUGCAAGGUAGCCAGCAGCAGCAACAACAGCAAGGGCGUCGUGGGUCAACAGGCCCUAACCCAUACACACAACGCCACUCUGCGUCGUCGCUGUCUGCCGGCUCGCCCGAGGAGCACUUAACGCCGGGUAGGAGAAAGCCACCAGAACCAAAAAUGCAAAGUGACGAGCGGCAAUCGGGCGGGAAGGGCGAUGACGGAAAGAAAAACAGUACUUCUACUUCGGCCUCCACCACAAGCAGAUCAAACCUGAAAUCUUCUCAGGAGGAACUACACACAAGUAAUCACGCAUUGAUGAGUCCGGAGCAGACGGAGCGCGCGCCCGUGCCAGGAUCGCUGUAUCACGAACAUAUCUCAUCGAGAGCAGCGCGCAGCGGAGCAGCUGGUGGAAAGGAACGGUCGGUGUCUCGUGGCGCGCCCUACCUGCGUUGGGGCGACGCUCCUGCCCGAGUAGGUCCUUCCGCCCCCGGGCACUACAGCAGCGCAAAUGUCUCCGUGGCGUCCAUGCACAGGCCCGCGCCUCCACCACGUGCAGCUGCUGUGCGGGAGAGGGAGCACGACCGCCAAAUUCAACAUGGUAACGCGACGUCGAGUAACAGUAGUAGCAGCAGCAGCAGCAAAAGACCUGAUCGUGCGCACCUGAAGUAUUUGAGUGAGGCUGCGCGAGAAAAAGAUGAGCAGCCGAUGCGAGCUACUGGGGGACACGGAAUGACGCGCAGCAAGAGUUCUAGGGCCCGCGUAGGACUUUGUCCCGAGCCUUCCGCCGGGACUCGCCCACCAGUCGUGACAGUGCAGGCCACGCGCGUGGCCACCCCGCCCCCCAGUGGAACGACGGGCCGCUCGUCGGCCGGCGAGGUCGAGCGUGAUACUACUGCUCGUUACAGCGGUCAUGCACUGGACAAGCAGCCAAGUUGUAAGGAUCAAAGCAGGGGCGUGAGCGUUCGUCGCAGCAACGAAACGAGAAAAGAAGGUCCAAAGCCGGAGAGCAGUCCUGUUGCGAUCGAGACCAAACGAGGGCAGGACGCUUGGGAGCGUUUGCGACGUCGGGGCCUGUUGCGUGGGGAGGACACGUGGCGGACACCUCCGUCCACCGAAGAGAGAGAGCGACAGGACUCGUUGCAGCGAAAAAUACCCUCAAAGGAAAAACCGCAUCGAAGAUCGGCGCCAAGAGACACUCCGCGGGAUCUCACCUCGGCUAUAGCAGGAGCCGGUGAAAGUUCGUCAAGGCCAGAAACUAGAGAUAAAGUUGAAACCGAGACGCGAGCGGGACAGGCGGUCUCAUCCUCGUCGACUAUUUCCAAGCAACAGAGCUCUAGUACCAGUGACCGCGAGUCUGCGAGACGCGCUCGUGAUGCCGCGUACAGUGUGGCACCGAAGGAAGACACGAGAAAGGGAAGAACAGGUGACGAUCAGACCGGAGCCCGCGAAAGCGUGGAGGGACGUUUGCAUCAUCGGCGAGAAAGCGAAGCGCAGACUACGUGUACAGCUGAGCCUACGGCGCGUUCUCGGCCAAGGAGAGAUCGACUCAACCCUAGGAGUGCUGAUGAGACCGCCCGCGAAAAAUCUAUAACAGCGCGAAAGCUAGCACAGCAGGCAAAGCCAAAGACGGGAGCACCAGGCGAAGGAGAUCGAGGUGAACUGCUUCCACAGAAUACCAGGCGCAGGCAGCCGAAAGUCGAAGAUGCGACACCGGCGGAAUCGGGUACCAGAGUUGCCGACUUUUCUCGCACAAGUGAGCCACGAUAUUCAGCUGACUAUAAGAGAAAACAUUUGCGCCGCUCGUCAUCCUUCUCAGAAGCGCUUGACAGACGGGUGCCAGACUUCGGCACGGAAGAAGCGUUUAUCACAAAAGAGGGCCGCUGGGGCAAAGAGACGAUCGGCAAUCGCAGUAAUAGGAGUGGCAAAGAGGCGUCUCUGCGAACUCGGGGGAGUCGGGAUUUCGACAAUGCAGACGCAGCACGUUUGAGCAGCAAUUCUCAAAUACAUGGCCAUUCUUUCCGGGAAAAGCCUGUGGCGGACAGACCUGCGAAGAUGUCACAGAAUGAGCGAGCGUCUCAGGGCUUCAGCACGCGGGGCCUAGCGAGGAGUGCGUCGUUCCUUCUUGAUGGCUCUGUGCAAAAAAGUUCGGCAGAGAGACACCACGACUGCGCAUCAGGACAAAUAUCGCUGAAUUCGGACUUGAGAAGCAACCCGCGGGCCUCCCUUGCCUCUUCUGAGGAAGAGAAGAUUCGUUCAGGACCUGUCUCGAAGACACGAGCGAGCCACGAGGAUACGCAAUUUGGGCAAGAAGAAAUGCAACGGAUUCGGCGAAGACCGCGAGGUGGUGUGAAGACGUCCGCUGCUGCUGGCCAGGGGCCGCGAACCGUCGAAAGCAGAACACGUGGCGAGAAGAGAAGUCACGGUGAUGGAACUGCGGAGCAGGCUGAUCGGGAACGAGUUGUCGGACGAGAUGAUGCAAUAGACCCCCGCAGCAGCGCAGGAGAAAUGAACACGAGCCGACGAAACGAGGAACAACUGUCCAUUAUUGCACGCAGCAGUUGUGAGGAUGCUAGAGCACAACGGGAUGCAAGGGCAAGCGACGAUGAACGCCAAAGUCGCAAUCCCAAAAGUAGCGACGAUGACGACGCCGGCAUCAAUCAAGCGCGUCUCUCACCGCAGAUCAACCAACCCGGUCAGAAGCUUGCUCCGCCAGAAGCCGGCGCGCGAGAGGCGGGAGGCGCAGCUGCGUCAGGGAUAGUCCGAAACGCCUUGCGAACGGGCGUUGCUGUAGCGCCAGCGAAUCGUCCUUCGGAAGAUGCUGGUACAACCGAAGCCCCACCUCCCGCAGCAGCCGCGAAGGUGCCUGGGUUGAGCCUCCACCAGUUGGCGGCACCGACGAGCAAAAUGAGCAUUCUUACGGUGCCCGGUGAAAAUGUGACAACUGCACGCAACAAGCGCAAAAGCAUGCGACGCAGUCUAGCGCGUGGUGAGCGCUCACAGACCUCACAGAGGGUAGCGGAAAUCUUCUCGCAAUUCGUGACGGAGAUGGACGUAAACUCGAUUCUCCGUAUCUAUGCAGACCUGGCGGCGAUAUCGGACCCAGCCGCCAUGCUUCAGCAGUUACAGGAGCUGAAUUCCAGCGCCUUACCGUCCGCGCGAACAAGUAUGUACGGCACCGCCGCAAUGGGUGGAGCAACGGGCAGUAGCAGUGGAAGCACCAGUGCCCGCGGAGUUUCCGGUGCCGCGACCUCUUCGCCGUCGUCAAAGCUUGUAUUUCCAUACCACCACAUACGGCGGGCUAUGCGUGGGUGCAUCAACUGGCGCACCAGCAACGUUUGGGAGAAUCUCGACAAGCUACGUCGUCGUAGGGUACAGGAGCGAAAGCGCGUAAUUAUCAUUGGUGCAGGGCCAUGUGGCUUGCGCCUGGCCAUCGAGCUCGCACUGGGAGGGCAUCAGCCGCUGGUCUUCGAGAAGCGGAUAAAAUGCGACGGGAGAAUCAACAGGUGCAUAUUGCUCUUUACUUGCAUUUUGUGAAAGCAGACGCUGUAGUUUACAAAAUUUACAUUCCUACUCUUUGAUUAUGUUCUUGUCGGACGACGAGAUGCAUGAGCAUCCUUCGCUGCUGCAUCCGGUGUCCCAUUUCAUUUGAAUCAUGUGUUGACUGGAAUUUCGUUUUCUUCUCCUAGGUUACAUCUUUGGCCCUGGGUUCGGAGCGAGGUGGAACGUUUCUCCGGAAGGCUCUUUCUACCUGCCACUGUGAAUCAAGCCGUGUUUGCUGACGCAGAUUUUUGCCACCUUGGGAUCGACGAAUUGCAGGCGCUUUUGGUGAAGAACGCGCUACUUCUGGGCGUGGAGAUUCGGCUGGGUGUCGAGUACAUUAAUGCGGAGGCCGUUCUUGCCACUGAGCUGAGACCUUAUGCACACGAGGAUCAAAUUGGUCGGCUUACCGGAAAGGACGAAGUUAAUUCGACUUCGUCAAACUCUGAUAGACCACAGAAGACCUCGCCGCUAGGAAGUGCAGUGUCAUACGCAGAGUUUCCGGGACGGUCGUGUGCUGGCCCUACCUUGUGGGUAGUCGAUUUUCAGGGCACUGUUGGGACAGGUAGUGCUGCAGUGACGGGAAAUGAUAAUUCUGCUGAACAAGAUUUAAGGAUAAAAUUUGCCCUAGAGGCGGACGCCCUAGUGGGUGGCGAUGGACCGAGGAGCGUCGUCGCGACGACCCAGGGGAGCAAGCUAGGGCCCCGCAUUGUGUCAGACUACAGCGAGGCGAUCGGGGUCGUAGUGAACUUAAAGCGUGGUCCGCGGCACCAAACUCUCGGGGCGCGAAAUAGCGCGCCGACUUCCGGAGGGGUCGAACGAAGGACUUCGGGUGUGAACGCGGCCGGCGUCGCGGGUGGCGCGGGACUAUCCACGUCCGGACGUGGAAACUCCCUUGCGACAGGCAGUACUGCGCCAGCUCGGUCGAGUCGCGAGGAGAAGACGCAAAAUGAAUUUGCACCGCCGCCUCGGGGUCAAGUGGGAGGGAGCUCGACUGCCUCCACUCGUGCUUCCAGUGGGCGGGAAAGCGCGCGGAGAGGAAGCGCUUUGCCGGAUACCGAUUUAGCCAAGUCACCCGACGAUGAUAGCUGUCCUUCAUCUUCUAGCACGGCUGCCUCAACGGGAGGCAAAACUGCUCCAAGUUCUGUGGUGAGCGAGACCAGAAGAUCGGCUGCAGCGUCUUCUUCCGGAGGGGGACGCUGGUCCUCCAACAAGGGUGGUCCUGCACCUGGCGGCCCAGGUCGCUCGUCCGCGACUCUUUCCGUCGGCGCACGCGACAGUGCGUGUUCCCAAGCAGCCGCCGCGAGGGACAGUUGCGCAAGUGAAAACAACAAGGCAACUCCACGCGACAGCGCAACAUCUACCGCUAGCAUGGCGAGUGGUAUCAGCAGCUCUUCCCUGUUUCGGAGACCCAUGUCUCCACGUUCACCAUUGGAAGUGCGACAAUUUUCGUGGGCGCGCCAGUUCAAUGCAGCCUUCUUUCAGAAGAUUGAAAAGAUAUCCUCUCUCAUUCUCGAGAACGUCGUGUACUAUCGCGGACCCGAUACGCACUACAUCAUCAUGACUCCAACCAGAGUAUCUCUGAAGGCGUGUGGGGUACAGCCUUGACUUCUCUUCAUUGGAAAGCGGAUUUUCCUGUUUCAAAAAAUAGGUCAUACAAGUGAAGGGUUUGUUUCAAGAGUGAAAAUGAAAAGAGUUUUGUUCUGCAUGUUUGCAUGUACUUGAUUGUUAUUUGUUGCAACUACAACAUCAGGUUGAGUUAUCGCAAGCAGGAAGUGUGUGGAAACCCCGACUGCGUGACCAUUUGCGGAAGUUAUUAGAUUGGUUGGGGAUUCACGGUGAGUUCUGUCCCGAGCCGUGUGACGUGAUGGCCUUCGAUUUCUCAAGAACUAUGCGUGCUAGCACAGGUUUCGUGUGUCGUGGGAUAGCCUCUACUUCAUCUAUUCAGCAGCCUGAAGUAGACACAUCAACUACUGGGAUGAACAAGAAUGCUGCAAAAGCAAGACCAGAAACGGCCUCCCCAAGAACAACAAGAAGCAGCAGUGGGACCACUCCAGGUGCUGGUGACGAUCAUGAAGUCGUGGGACCACAAGGGUUAAGACGUGAAACAUUUCAUAUGUGUGCACUCGAUUUGACACAUUUUAAGAAGAAACGCGUCAAAUAUGUAAGGCAAAUAGGAAUUGUUUCAAGAACCUCUAAGACGGGGGCUAUUUCCGCCAGUGGCUUUGGUCGGCGACGCAUUACUGGAACCGUUCUGGCCAGAGGGUUUGGGGAUUAUUCGUGGCUUUCUAGGAGCCUUAGAUUGCUGUUGGGCGCUGGACUGUGCGAACUUUUUGCCAGACGCGGUUCUUCUAGACCACGCGACCCAGGUUUUCACGAUCUUGAAAUCCAUCCACGCCCAGAGCCGAGGUCAUUACCUGCAGAAAGAAGAAUCGAAGUGGGACGUGAAUCCGGCUACACGAUAUAAAGGCCUCGCAACUUUGCCGCUGCCCUACGAUGAGGGGGCUACGGAUGAGAGUUUCGUCCCAGUUUAGAGCCGCUUUUGUCCUUAUGGGAAUUGCGUGGCUGGAGUUACAGUACAGAUGGUGUCGAUAACAACUGUCGCUGCUUGUCUAGUCACAUCUUGAUUUUUUUUCGGCCGUUCCUUCGGCUUCAUUGCGCUUUUGAGGCUGCUAUUCUGAUCGGCUACGUUUUUCAGGUUACUGAUGAAAUGUUGCAAAAUUCUGGUCUAUUCACCAUUUAUUCUUGGACAACAUGAUUUCUACAACAACGCCAUGGGUCGUGGAGCGUUUUGUUACAUAGUUUUUGGACAAAUAUUGUAGAGGUUGCUUUCUGUAGAUAUGAAGAUCGCUUAAGGAACCCGUGCGCGCAGAUCCCCAAAUCGUUUUGAGUUUCUUGUAAUCAUUUUGUGCAGACUGGGACGCUCCGACGACAAUUUUAUGUUACUGACUAUUGUCAAUGUGUCAGCCAAUCCCCGACGCAAGAGAAAAUUGUAGGUCAUACAUUUCUACGAAUAGCAUCGAUGUACGACGGAUUCAUUCUACUUCGCACGAUGGACAGUGCCAUUCACAUCACAUUAAAGAUCAUACACAUGUAUACCCGGUAACCACGAUACAAAUACCAUACAAGAAAUGAGACAGACACUUUGAGCUAUGACAACAGGAAGUUUUCGGUUCACAUCUUCGCCAGUAUGACAACAAGAACUUCUUCGCUUAGUACAGAUGGAACGAAGAUGCUUCUGUCAAUAAAAUGGGGGAUUCGGGGAAGAAUCGAUCUUACCCAUGAAGAUGAUAUACUGGCACUUAUCAAACUUUGUAUCCUUCUAUGAACAAAAAAAGUAGAAUCCUUUUUAUAUAUAAGGUAGAGGUUUAGGCCCAGCGACGCUCAAAGCACAUAAAGCAAAACAGCCGGUUAGUUUUCCCUCCAUUCUUAGGUCUAUCCCUUCAUGCAAUAUCCUUCUAUGAACAAAUGAACCUGACGGAAAAUGCGUGCUUCUGAUUUUCGAUUACUUCUGAGAAAGUGGCGCGAGAGGGAGCGUUCUGACAGAGCGAGAGAGAGAGAGAGCGAACAUCCAGAGAGUCAAAUGUGUGCGUUCCAUUUUUGAGAAAUAUUGAUUAAUGCUAGGAAGGUGCACCACUGGCUCAGUACAAAAUUUCGGUGUUCUAAAGUUCACAUCUUGGGUACUGUUCAAAAAAGCGUC